Messenger RNA from Aspergillus ibericus CBS 121593, 1684 nucleotides. Its product is annotated as 3'-5' exonuclease. NCBI's taxonomy places the organism in Eukaryota, Fungi, Ascomycota, Eurotiomycetes, Eurotiales, Aspergillaceae. Gene Ontology annotation, molecular function: nucleic acid binding; 3'-5' exonuclease activity. Gene Ontology annotation, cellular component: cytoplasm; nucleus. The transcript has 3 exons. Gene Ontology annotation, biological process: nucleobase-containing compound metabolic process. Bases 172 to 1485 code for a protein of 437 amino acids. The record is from RefSeq and is a predicted model, not a curated record.
GGUACCUCUUUGGCUUUGUUGGGGUUUCUUCGGGGGCGUUAUUCACGACGAUGAACUAAGUAGAUGAUAAUAACCUGCUAGUGUUCUAACAUCAUGGUCCUGCUUCAAUCCAUCUGCUCAGUCUGAACCAUCAAAAUCUGCCUGACCGUUCCGACAACCUCGAAAAGCCGGAUGUCGGCUACGGUUAAGUCCGGCGGAAAGUGUCAGUUGAUUCUUUCGAGCUAUAAUUUGGCUCUUCUCAAAGCAGCAAUGUCGUGCCCAUCUAAUAAGCAUGUGUGCACCCGUUCGCUACACAGCCUGGCUUCCAUGGCAGCCAGGCCCUCAAGGUCGUUACGCAGGCCGUGCGCCUUGAAUCGGGAAAUGGCACCGAAUGGUUUGAUGACCAGGUACUGCUCUACCGUCGGAAACAGUGCUACGUUUCCUGGCUCGAGUAAAGAUGUCAGUCAUGCACACAGCCAGGGACUGCUCCAAAGAGAUCAUUCCAACAACCCGGUGCACAGUCGUGCCCUGGAGGCUACACUUUCUCCUGUCCCAACUAGAGAGUCAAUAAGUUCAUAUCAGACCUCCCAUCACGUUGAUCAACAGAAUAUCACAGCCCCGGGGCGCUGGGAGACAGUCUCCAGCACUCCAGCGGCAAGACCAAUGGCCCAGCAAACAAUGGAGAGCAAAGCACUUGCAAGAUACUCCACACCCGAUUUUUCCGUGCUGCUCGCGGGCUCACUAACCCGACGACCAAAGCCCAAACCCAAGUUCUUUAGCCACAAUUUGCGCAAAAGCCCCAAGGGGAAAGACGUCCUCGUGCACUACUGCAAAUCACUCAAAACCAGCGAAAAAAUCGCCCAACACUUCCUCAACGACAAAACCUUAGGCUUCGACAUGGAAUGGAAAGCCCAGGCCUCCGCAUUUUCCGGCAUCAAGAACAACGUCUCCCUCAUCCAAAUCGCCAACCAAGAGCGAAUUGCCCUCUUCCAUAUCGCCAAAUUCCCAGGCAAAAGACCCAGAGACCUGGUCCCCCCCACCCUGAAGCAAAUCAUUCAAAACCCAGACAUCACGAAAGUCGGUGUCUCCAUCAAAGCAGACUGUACCCGGCUUCACAAAUUCCUUGGAAUCGAGGCCCGCGGCAUCUUCGAACUCAGCCAUCUCCAUAAACUGAUCAAAUAUUGCCACACCGACCCGGGCCGCAUCAACAAACGUACCGUGAAUCUCAGCGAGCAGGUCGAAGAGCAUCUGGGUCUGCCGUUGGAGAAAGUGGAUGAUGUUCGGUGUAGUAAUUGGGCGGCUUCUUUAAGUUAUCGACAAGUGCAAUAUGCUGCGGCCGAUUCAUAUGCGUGUGUCUGCUUGUUUCAUGCUAUGGAUGCGAAGCGGAAAGCGCUUGAUCCGACGCCUCCGUUGCCUGCGCACGCGGAUUUGGAUCUCCCGAUUCAAAUCGUGAGCGAGCCUGCGGUGGCUACGGACAAUGAUGAUGUCGAGGUGGUGAAGUCUUAGUGGCUGUCCAGGCUACGUGAUCUGGUAGUGGUGGUGAUUGGUGCAUUGGUUCUGGGAUGUGAGAGACUCCGUCCGCAGAAGGGUUCUUUUGCUGCAUCAUAGAAAGGCUUGGGAUCAUUUUAUCUGUAUAGACAGGCAUGAAGCCAACAUCUUGGGUGUUUUAUUGAUCGACUAGAACGUGAUACCCAUGCUAGAUACA